GUGCUCUGUUGCUCAAGCGGGCUCAGGAGGCGGGGCCGCAGCCGGCGGCUGCUCGGAGCUGAGGGCGGCGGGGGGCCGGCGCCGCGGAACAGCGAAGCCGCUGAGAGAAAUCGAGCGGCGGGGAUCCCUCCGGGCCUCCGGCACCGUCCCUACGAAGCAAGGUGGCGGCUGCCGCGAACUCUCGGCCUUGACGGAGGGGGCGGAGUCCGCCUGGGGCCGCCUUUGUUAUUCAUGCGCGGCGCGAGGCAUGGUCCCUGCUCCAUGAACAUCGGUCUGCCACCGGCCAAGAGACGCUUGUUUGACGAGAUGAGAAAAUAAAGGACCUGUAUUUCAUCCGUUAAAUUCCUGCACAUUCUGGGCAAACCUUGACGGGAGUCACAUCAAGAAGAAGAAGAAGAAGAAAAAGCCAUUACUUUCGUUGAAAGCCCUUAUUUAUAAAAAGAGGAUUUCGCCACCCACCCCACCCCCAGCCAAAGGAAAAUGGGCAACGUGGAAAGCAACAGCUCUUACCAGAAACAUCUCUCCAGGUUUCUUCCUGAUGAGCUCGCUGACGUCAACAGCGUUUUUAGCACCUUAUCUGGAGCGGACGAGGCCGUGGCUGUGAAAGUGGGGAAAAAGGCCCAGACUGGGGUGACCCUUGAAGCACUCAAGGCCUACGUCAAGGAUGCCCUGCCUCCAUCAAUGGUUACGAGACUGUACAAUGGGAUGAGAAGCAUUCAGGAGACCCGCAGUUCCCCCGAGCCCAUCCCCUGGGUGCCGAAGGAGCAGUUCGUGAUCUUCGCCUCCACCCUCUUCAAGGGCAACGCCCAGGAAAAAAGUGGAAUUGUCCUGAAGAUGGUCUCGGGUGCUCAGAAGGCUGUCAAGGGUAGCCAGAUCCUAGAGUUUGCAGGGGAUUUGAUCAGCUCCGUGGUUCACGUGCUCAGCUACAGGAAGCUGCUGAAAGGGUGGAAUCCAAAGAAGCUGAAUAAUUCAGUCGCAAGGAUCAAAGCGUUGGCUACUCAGCUUACCUCGGAACUGAAAUCUGCAGAGGGGAAGAACAUGGAGGGAGACUCUGUCCUGGAUGCUGUGUGCGACCAAAACAGCCUGGAAGAUUGGCUCUUCCGUGUCCCGCAGAUCUCCACCUUCCUCAAGGUGGUGCUUCAACAGGGCCUGCUCCUCCUGCAACCUCUCUCUGACGAAGCCGAUGAGACUCUCCGCCUGCUGCCGGAAUGUAGAGGCUUGCAAGGGAUGGCCUUCGUCAGCUUACUCGACCUCCCCUCCAUCACCUACCUCAACGCCCACCUGCCUUCUGAACUUCGGGAUAAGUGGCAGCUGCUCUUCGCCUCCAGGAUUCACGGUGAGAGCUUUACCCAGCUGUGCGGACACGUUGUCAACAAAGGGCCCUGCGUCCUGGUCCUGAAGGACGCCGAUGGCUACAUCUUCGGCGGGUUUUCCUCCUGUUCCUGGGAGGUGAAGCCCCAGUUUCAAGGGAACAACUCAUGUUUUUUGUUCUCCAUUUCUCCCUCGCUGGCGGUAUUCACCUGCAGUGGCUACAAUAACCACUAUAUGUACCUCAAUCACGGGCAGCAGACCAUGCCAAACGGACUUGGUAUGGGAGGUCAACACGAAUACUUUGGCCUCUGGGUGGACAGUAACUUUGGGCAAGGCCACAGCAAAGCCAAGCCUCGGUGCACCACGUACAACAGCCCUCAGCUCUCGGCCAAGGAGAACUUCCUGCUGGAUUCCAUGGAGGUGUGGGCUGUGGGAGACCUCCGUGAAGCCAAAAAUGGAAAAGGCCAGAAGAGCAUUUUAGACGCCGACCCAGAGGCCCAAGCCUUGCUAGAGAUGAUGGGGAAAAGCCGCCAGAGUGAUGGGUUUCGGAAACCACCUGAUGAUGAAGAAGACGACAACUGAGACCUCAUCUUGGAAACUGUUUCCUCCCCCCUCACCCAAGUCCGAGCAGGAUUUGGCUGGAACACCUUCCAAGCUUUCUAUUUUCCACAUGUCAGUGGCCAUUGUUGCCCAGUCUCUUUAAGCGUGAUGAGGUUCGGUUAAAUAACAAUUGGUGUCUUUACGAACUUUGGACGUAUUAUCUGCAGGGUUAUUUUUCACACACACACACACACACCCAGGGAUUGGGUGUGUAUUGUUCUAAAUUCAGGACCUUCUUCUUUUCACAUUAUUCACAUUUAUCUUGGGUGCAAGGCCGCCUCAGGGGACUUCCAGAUUUCUGGUGGAAAAGUAUUCCUUUGGAGCAGGGGUCUCCAACCUUGGCAACUUUAAGCCUGGAGGACUUCAACUCCCAGAAUUCCCCAGCCAGCUUUGCAGAAUUCCCCAGCCAGCUUUGCAGAUUUCUGGUGGAAAAGUAUUCCUUUGGAGCAGGGGUCUCCAACCUUGGCAACUUUAAGCCUGGAGGACUUCAACUCCCAGAAUUCCCCAGCCAGCUUUGCAGAAUUCCCCAGCCAGCUUUGCAGAUUUCUGGUGGAAAAGUAUUCCUUUGGAGCAGGGGUCUCCAACCUUGGCAACUUUAAGCCUGGAGGACUUCAACUCCCAGAAUUCCCCAGCCAGCUUUGCUGGCUGGGGGAUUCUGAGAGUUGAAGUCCUCCAGGCUUAAAGUUGCCAAGGUUGGAGAGCCCUGUUUUGGAGGGACCCUAGUUCACUCACAAGAGUUGUCCGAACUCAACGUCUUCCAUGCAAAUCGAUUUGUAUUUUGUCAGGGAAAUCGAAAUGCUCCAUAAAAAAUGUAUUUGUGGGGGGGGGGGUCUGUUGAGGUGCCAUAUACAGAAAUCAGGAUUUCGUAUCUGAAUGAAUCGCACCAAUAUAAAUGAUUGGAUCUGG
Ahaetulla prasina is the source of this 2817-nucleotide messenger RNA. RefSeq names its product MTOR associated protein, eak-7 homolog (gene MEAK7). The coding region runs from base 481 to 1893 and encodes 470 amino acids. The transcript is spliced from 9 exons. The record is from RefSeq and is a predicted model, not a curated record. Gene Ontology annotation, biological process: TOR signaling. Lineage: Eukaryota; Metazoa; Chordata; Lepidosauria; Squamata; Colubridae.